CCCUUGCGGUCCUAAGCGUCCUUUCAAAAAUGUAGUGCUUCUAAAAACUCACCGAAGCGGAAGUGGAACAUUGGCCAACAUUAUGUACAGAUACGGCGAUUUGAAUGAGCUGGACUUUGCACUUCCAAAGCAGAGAACAUAUGACUUUUACUGGCCUCUGCACUUCAAUCCCAGUUUUGUAGACAAGACGUACCUCAACUCCACCGCUCCAAACUUUCUUAUCAACGCUAGAUACGGUCCAGAUUCAAUGGCAUCCUUCAUGCCCAAGGACUCUUUCUAUGUUGCCUUGAUUCGAAAGCCCACGAGCCAUUUCGAAUCUGUCUUUUACGGGUAUCAAAUUGACACCCUGCUUGGAAUGAAUACCACCAGCAACCCGUUUGAUGAAUUUCUGACCAAACCAAGACAGUAUCUGUUACACUAUCUGCAGCAGAAGCCACGAUUUGACAUCAAUAUAAACAUGGCAAAAAAUGGGCAGAUAUUUGACCUUGGUCUCCAGCACAAAUACUACAAUGACCCACUGAUGAUCCAGAAACACAUUGAUGAACUGACGGAGAAAAUUGACCUGGUUCUUAUCAUGGAGUAUUUUGACGAAUCUCUCGUUUUACUGAAAAGGGAAUUAUGCUGGGAGUUAGAUGAUGUGGUUUAUUUCAAACUAAGUCAAAGAUCAAAGGAGUACAAGCAGGCGAAUAUAACGGAUCAGCAGCAGGCGCAGAUUAAUGAGUGGAACAAUGCAGACGCUGCCUUAUAUGACUUCUUUAAUAAAACCUUCUGGAAUAAAAUCGCCAAUCAGGAUCAGACCUUUUAUCAAGAAGUCAAAGAACUACGUAGAAAAAUCAGGGACCUUGAGGAAGAGUGUAUUCAUUCGCUGCAAACAAACGACGAUACGGGAGAAGUGGAGGUUAAACUUUACACUAACUUAUCUGCAAACAUCAACAAAUACUUAUGUGAUAAAAUGACUAUGAAAGAGGAGAGUUACAUAACGUACUUAAAAAAGAAAUUCAGCUUGAAGCUUGGGGAACACAAUGACCAUCUACGAUACUUGUUUUACAGCAAGGUAAAUAAAACCAGAUUGGAAGAGUCGGAAGUCGUGUAGAUAACAUUAGCGUGGAAUUAUUCACACGAUUCACAAUCUCGCAGAUCCAGGACAGUAAUACAGUCGGUCAGAGCAGUAAAGGCUUUCUCCGAUGCAAACAUUCAUUGGAAUCCAGAGCUACAAGCUACGACAUCUAGAGUAUUCCGCUCUCACAAAAUGAACUCUCGUUCAAAGAAACAAUCAGGGUAUCGUAAGGUUUAGUUAAACGCACAUGUGUUCUGCGCUUAACUGAAAUCUAUAGAACUCUAUAAUACAUGUAGGUGAUUUUGUAUAUUCGAAUAGACUGAUUGUUUGGCAAUACGAAGAAAGCAGUUUUAUAUAUAAUAUUUUAUAUCUACAGUUGUAUCUUUAAUAAACAACAAACAAAUUGCUGAAAAAACCAAAUGCCUCCGUUGAUGUAAGAAGGACUGUAAAUCUCAUCAUAGCUACCUACACAGUUUUACCCUCUUUUCAAGUUAGCGCCAUUCCACUUACUACAGCUGUCUUGUUGGCUACUGGAUUACUGAAAGAAGAAAACGGCAAAGCUAUUCCAGUGCAAUUAUUAAACGUAAAUUUAAUGAUGUCGUUUCUGUGUCUUUUUCAGUCGUUACGGCUGCCUGCUAAUUCCCCUUUUUGUACAAGCUAUUGGCUAUCAAAUUAAUCGACGCACUGCUACAGUUACCUUAAAUUAAAGCAAUCUUAGGUAAAGAUUGUUUUAAUUUAAGAUCACUGAUAAUACAAUAAGUUCUACAAUGUACAAGAUAUUUGCCCAAAAAGUUCAACACGAGAAUCUGAAUUGAGAUAACAACGGAACAUAGCAACCCACGCAACCAUUAUGAAAAAAUGAUUUUUUUUUUCUCUUUCUAUCCCUCCCUUCCCCCUCGACUCCUGCUCCUUGCGCUGGACUAGGAAACAGAUCUGAAAGGAAGGUUCGCACAGAAUAUUCCCAAAGAUGGUACAGCUACGAGUAGUCAUACCAAGAAAUCUCGAAUCUUAAAUUUGAACAAAAAAAAGUGUACCCGGACCGUUUUUCAUGUUUUAUUUCAGUGCUAUAUCAAAAAUGUUUUAAUACAAUGUUAUGAUAUUAUGUCUACGAAGCAACCAGAUGAUUAUUAUUACUUUAACAUAAUUAUUACUUCUCAAUGGUAUUUUUCUUUUUUUUUUUAUUAUUAUUAUUUUUUUUUUUAUCUUGGUCUCAUAGCGAGACAUGCAAGUUUGAAUACAUCAUAAUUUUGUUGCUGUGAGAGAACCCU
This is a messenger RNA of Orbicella faveolata, 2325 nucleotides long. RefSeq names its product galactose-3-O-sulfotransferase 2-like. Gene Ontology annotation, cellular component: membrane. Gene Ontology annotation, biological process: glycolipid biosynthetic process. Gene Ontology annotation, molecular function: galactosylceramide sulfotransferase activity. NCBI's taxonomy places the organism in Eukaryota, Metazoa, Cnidaria, Anthozoa, Scleractinia, Merulinidae. The record is from RefSeq and is a predicted model, not a curated record.